Messenger RNA from Leishmania braziliensis MHOM/BR/75/M2904, 696 nucleotides. RefSeq lists its product as hypothetical. The record is from RefSeq and is a predicted model, not a curated record. NCBI's taxonomy places the organism in Eukaryota, Euglenozoa, Kinetoplastea, Trypanosomatida, Trypanosomatidae. The transcript has a single exon. Bases 1 to 696 code for a protein of 231 amino acids.
AUGAAGAAGUUUAUGCUGGACACCAGAGCCGCCCUGGGUGUCGCACCCAAGACAAUAGACUAUGAUUACGACGAAAUGUCUGUCAAUGUGAAGACUAUCAGCCAUACUCUUUCCGAGUACCUGUCUGAAAUUGAGCACAUGAAGUCAGCUUGCCACAACCUUGUGAUGGCGAUGGAGGGUAUGUCGAAGGUCUUUGAUACAAUGACAGCUGGAAAUGGCAUUCCUGAGUCCAUGAAGAGCCUUGCAGCACACUAUACCAAGCUGGCGAGAACGGCGCAGACCGAGCUUCUUGUAGACUACAAGAAGGCGCUUGACGACGAUGAAAGCAUACCUGAGAUUAGGAGGCUUGUAACAACUUGCAAGGCUCUGGAGGCAAGGCGCAACAAGAUAAGGAGCGAGUAUGACACGUACCGCGAUGCUGUGAGCAAGAAAGAAACUGUAUACAGAAGGAGGGGCAAAAGUCUUUCUGAAUCGAAGGUUUACGAAGGAGAAGUUGCCAGGCGCGACAGCCUCAAGGCUGAGUUUGAGAAAGCCGACAAAGAGUUCAAGGUGAAGUAUAUGGAGCUGUCUGCGAUGAAGGCUUCCAGCUACAAGGGUGCCAUGGCAGUUUAUUUGCAAAGCUUCUCACAGCUGAUGACUUCUGUGGAGAAAGGAAUAGACGCGACGAAGAGAAAGAUAGAUGUGGUUGAGGUCUAG